Messenger RNA from Lingula anatina, 918 nucleotides. RefSeq names its product tripartite motif-containing protein 2-like. Lineage: Eukaryota; Metazoa; Brachiopoda; Lingulata; Lingulida; Lingulidae. The record is from RefSeq and is a predicted model, not a curated record.
AUGUCAUUCAGUCCGUAUGGUCCACAGCCAGUAUUAAUUCCCCCGCCGAGAGGGGCACCAGAAAACGCACUCAACAGGGUGCCUCAGAUCACAGAAUUUGGUAGAAUCGGCUUUAAGCAGGACGAGCUCUACUGGCCAUGGUUUCUUGACACCAGCAGCACUGGGGACAUAGCCGUGGCCGAUACCGACAACAACAGGAUCCAAGUGUUCAACACCCAUACCCACAGCGUCGUUUUCCCACCCUACGGGGUCCAGGGCCAAGGAACCAACAAGGGAGAGCUGCUUGCCCCAAGGAGUGUUAAAUACAGUCCCAUCCCCGAACUUCACUUCACCGUCGCAGACACUGGGAACAGGCGAGUAGUGCUUCUUCGUAUUAACUUUAAAAGCGGUUGCCUUGAAGAGGUAGGAGAAUUCGGUCGCACGAUAUUCCGAGAGCCAUCCGAUGUUUCUUGCGACUGGCGCACAGGAAACAUGUACGUCACAGACACUAGUCUGAACAAAGUGACAAUUCAUAACAAAUACGGAGAGCUCGUCAGCGAGCUCCGGCCUCAACCCCAGCGCCCAUUCUAUCAACCCAUGGGUGUUGCCGUAGAUGAAAACGGACGCGUUUUUGUCACAGAUAUGGGCAAUAACGCCGUGAAAAUUUUUGAUCGUAAUGGCGAUUUCAUUCAGGAGAUCGGUGGGCUAGGUACUGGGCUAGGACAAUUCAACCGCCCAAAAGGGAUUUGCAUCGACAGAAAGGGUUACAUAUACAUUGCCGAUGAGGGGAAUUCCCGUGUUCAAAUGUGGUCAUCCGAUCUCAAGUACAUGUCAGAGAUCAUCACAAGCACACCAAUGCCAAAGGGGGUUGCAGCCCAUAAUCAACUGUUCGUCACCACCGGCGAUCAGUACAACUUCGUGAAGGUGUAUAACAUGUGA